CUCGACAUCUUUCCAUAUCAAUUCGAUUGUCCAUUAGUUGAAUUAUUUUUACAAUUUUUUUUUUUUAAAACGUGCCUUUUGUAAACGAGCAGAGGAGUUAAGAAUAAAAUAUUUCCCAUUAUUUCGUUGAAUAAUACGAAUAACGCAAGUAUCCAAGAGAUUCCAUCGAAAUUCGAUACUUGCGAUGAAGACAGAGAAUAGGGUGGAAAUAAGCGGGACUUCAUCUGGAUCAAAACGAAUCGAAUUGGGUCGUAUUCGCACGAAGAGGAUCGCGUGUCUCGAUCCCCACACACGCGGGGAGACACGCGACAUAGCCUUUUGUUCACACGGACGAACGUAAUUUUAUCUAGCAAACGAAUACUCUGGACUAGACUUGUCUUUAAUUUAUUUUCAAUCAGAAUUUCCUUCGCGAGGAUCCUUCGCGAAACACUGGCGGAAAUGCUCGAGAAAUCGAAUUUUUUCCCUUCGAUCCGACUUCGUUCGUGGAUCGCAUCGCCUCAACAAUGUGAAAAACUAAUCAUCGUUCGAUCGAUCGAACUUUCUUUCAUCCAUUCUUAUUUUUCUUAUAAAUUUUGAUGCGAUGUCCGUUUAAACGAAACAAAUCAUCGCGUUUUUGUAUAUAUAUUUCUUAUAUAGCCGGGGGAAAUAGCGGAUAUUGCGUAAUUUAUGAAAAUUCCAAACGCCAAUUAUAAUAAUCAUAAUUUUAUUUCGAAAAAUCUAAGAUACUCCGUUAGAUGGUCCGAAACGCCUCUGAAUAAAUUAACUAGCCAAGUAACUUUCUAUAAAUCUAAUUUCUCCGAAAAUUCGAGUCAAACGAGAGAGAAUCGGGAGAAAAUAAGAAUCGUAAAUUAUCCGUCGGAUUAUCAAUUUCAAAAUGUAUAUUUAUAAAUUAUACGUACGUACUACGGUUCGUUUUAAUUAUGCGUCCAUGAUUCAUAUCAAACCGGCGAGAAUACAGGAAUUCACGCGUUAGAAGAACGAGGCACGUACGAGCGAUAUAAUUACAAAGAAGAAAAAAAAUAACACGUAUCGUUAUUUUUCACAUUUUUCCCCCCCUCUUCUUUUCCAUCUCGUUUAUUUACUCCACUCGACGCAGAAGGAUCGCAAAGAUACGAGAAACGAGUUAGAUCGACGAACGUGUAUAUACAUAUAUAUCUGAUGGCCUUAGUCUCUCGUAUUGCCACUGACUCUGACGACAUUUCCGACUGACCCAUAAAGCGACCGAGUCGAUAAGUUCAUCGAUCCAAGGAACGCCGCUCACUUGUGUGCGACGCGAAUUAAAAUCGGUAUACAGUGCCGUGAUAAAAUCUCUCGCGGUACCUUCUCGCGUACCACAUCCCGUAUGAAAAUCCCUCCCCGUCGAUGACAACGAUGGCACACACCGGUUGUAAAAGUAAUCUCGUUAAGUAAACCGAGAUAGAAGUAAUAGGAGCGUCGUUGCGAGAGAAGAGUUGCACCACGUUAACACCACGAAUGAAAGAACGAACGUUCGAGAGAGAAAAAAUCCAAUUUCUCAAACGGGAGAAUAGAAAAUAAGAAAAGUAACAAUAAUUAGAAAAGAGAAUGACGGAAAAGUAUCCACGGACGAGUAAAGAUACUGAAGAUAUUCCGGGAAUAACCGCUGCGAAAGAAGAAGAAGAAGAAGAGUAUGAUAACCGGAUUCGAGGCACCCCUAGCCACGGAGCAGCAGUCACCGUUGUCGGCCGCGCGAAGACGUCGGGCGCACGCGAGCACCCCCACAGACGCACAAAUUCCUGCCUCGGUGGGGUGGCGGUGUGUGUGGGCAUGUGUCCGCGCAUGCGACGUAACGGGAGUGGCUUGAUCGCUGGAGAAGGCUGGAGGAGAGAACGGUUCGCGGAACGGCUUCAGUGUGCCUAUUGCAGGGUUCCACGAGACAACUACCCCUCCCAUACAGCCUAACCAUCGUGGUUAUUGUCACGGUGGACGUGUAGGCGCGCAACUGCUCUCUCUCCCUCUUUCCGCCGACGUAGUGGCCGUUCAGCUGACUCGACGUAUUCGCGAGCGAGGGGUUGUCCGACUGCGACUUCGCCGUGUCCAACAUCAUCUCGAGCCACGGCCGUUUCGUCCACAAACGUGCGAACAACUCCUCGGCUAACCGUCUCCUCGGCUAGCAUCGAUCGUAUCCAUAUCGUGCCGUGUUCGACGCGUGAAUAUAGAAGCGUGUCCCUUCUUCUUCUUCUUCUUUUUCUCCUUCUCCUUUUUUCUUUCAUCCUCGCACGUACGCAGAGGGGUGUACGCGUCAGUGUCGGAGGGGGUGUGCUGGUGGCGAGUGUUGGAGAGAAACGCGUGUGUGCGUGUGCUCGGUGACACGAGGACAGAUGCGAGGUAACACGACGUGCGGUUUUCCUGGGGACAACCAGUCCGCUUCACGUCGUCGAUUCGCGCAAUGACAAUGGUAAGACGUCCCCGGGAUUGUCUCGCUAGGGGGAUGUGCUUUUGCUACCUUCCUUGACCGCGAUGGGUUAUACGCGUUCGUUUUAUCGAACGAUUCGUUCCUUCCUUCUCUCUUCGUGCAAUUUUUCUUCUUCUUUUUUUUUUUUUUAGUAUACAGGAUGUAUAGAAGGGAUAGAGGAGAAUGGAACGAUCGUGUAAUAAAGUUUUUGGAAAACGUAGCUUCUUCGGUUGGAAGAUUCUAUUCGGUGGGAGAGAGAAUCUCGUACACGGGGGUGGAAAUAAAAUAACGUUAGAAGGGUGGGAAAAUCGAUGUGUGCGUAUAUAACCAGGCUGAAUAGGAAUUGGAUAAAUAAAAAACGUUAAAGUUCGACUGGUGCUGUAAUUUCUAGUUUCGCGUUACGCGUCGAACGUGCGUGCGUGGUCUCGCGUUCGUAUUCGCGAGAGGGGGUUCGUGGGGUGCGUAGCAACCAUAUGCAAUCGUUUGUUGUCUAUUUCUUUUUUUUUUUUUCCAAUAAUCGUUUCAACGUUAAUUUUUCCUUUCUUUUCUUUCAUUUCUUCAUAUAUUUUAAUAAUACAUCGGAAUUUAAAAAUGUCUUUAUCUUAUUCGAGGCUUACGUAACGGCGAAAGUGAUCGUUUGUUCCGAAUUAUUAUAGUUUCGAUUUUGAAUAAAUUUUUCCACUCGUGUUCCACGAUUUCGAUUUUCUCUUUUCACGAAUCAUCUUUUCACCGAUGACGAACAUUUUCGUUCGAAAGGUCAGAGAUUUCGUAUAUACGUACACGGUAUUAUAUUCUUCGUGCGUCACACGGUUUCAAUUGAAACACACUGAUAACCAAUCGAUUCGUCCAAGUAUCGCGCAAAAUUCUUCUUCGUCGAAUCGAGCGCGUGUAUUACAGCAUACCGUCGAUGCAUCCGCAUUAACCGCUUUGUUAACAGGUGGUACACCUCGAUGCAGACGCGAUUAAGAAAAACUUACCCUUGAAAGAUAUAUAUAUAAUCAUCUCUUCCAAUCGGAAUCAUUUUCUCUCUUUUCGUAAUUUCAACAAAAUUAUUCCAUCCAAAGAAUCACGCGCGUCGACCAAUCACUUUUCUCGAGAAUUCGCACGCACACGAGCAACGUCUCUCCAUUCAUUAACAACAAAGGAGAAAAAGCGUUUGUAGGCGUGAUCGAAGAAAUUUCUCUCGAUAACGAAUCAUUAAAAAUCUAUCGAAGGUUGGCCAAUGAAAAGAGACAACACUCAAGACGUAAAUAAAUAAAGAAAUAUCUCCUAUUCGAUUUUUUCACUUGUACAUAUAUAGAUUAUAUACGAUGAUAUACGAAAUCGCGGUUUUAUUCGCAAUUCACUCGUGCGAAUCAACUUUUCAAACCGGCCGACAACCAUGACGUAUCCAGCCCGUCGACCACAUAACAGCGUGUUAUCUCGAAGGAGAGCGCACUUCCCUCGAGAUACGAGGCGCGCGUAACGCCGGCCAAUGUUAUUUUUAGAUACGAUUUCUUGCAUCGAGGUAAACGUUGCCAUCGGGAUUUCAGACACGUGAUAAAAAUGCGUCUCGCGCGAAACAAGGUUCGCGAUGGUCGGAGGUUCGCGGGCGUGAUCCCGAGAAAAUGAACGCAAGGUCGGCGGAUCAUGAAUCACGAGAACGGGUGAAAGGCGGGUGCACUGCGUACAACAAGAGGAGGCGGGUGAGGUGAAAGUGACGAUGAAGAAGAAAGAGUGGCGUUCCUAAUUGGAGAAUGAGCGGAUUUUUCAACUCCCUGAAAAACUUCGCGUCAGGAGCCGCGUACGCUGCCAGCUCUGCCUCCAAGUACGAAGAAUUGGAAGUCGAAGACACGAAGAUGAGAUUCAGCCUGACCCCGCAACCGGGAGAAAGUGGUUUCAUACAAUGGCUGGACGCGAUGAAAAUGGUGGCCAGGUUACCAGGAGGGAUUCCGUCGGAAUUUCGAAAGAAGUUAUGGCUGACGCUGGCGGAACGUCAUCUGGAGCAACGCGGUGUGGAUUGGAAGCAGGCUGAAAAGAUCUGCUUCAACGAGUGGAGCAAUCCUGACGAUGAAGAGCUCGGUAUACAAAUCGUUAAAGAUCUACACAGAACUGGGUGCAGUCUGUUUUGCGGCGCGGCUGGCAGGGACAAUCAAGCGGUGCUCCGCCGGGUUCUGCUCGGCUUCGCCCGAUGGAACAAGUCUGUCGGCUAUUGCCAGGGCUUGAACGUGUUGGCCGCCCUCGUUCUGCAAGUUAUGGAUCGGGCCGAGUCCGCGGCCGUGAAAGUGAUGAUCUACUUGAUAGAGGGUGUCCUGCCCGAGGGUUAUUUCGCGGACAAUCUUCGCGGCCUGUCGGUCGACAUGGCCGUGUUUCGAGAUCUGCUGCGGGCCAGGCUGCCCAAGCUCUCGAAACACCUGGAGGCGCUUCAGAACGACGCGAAGGACAAGGCGACAGGCAGCAGUUACGAACCACCUUUGACCAAUGUGUUCACGAUGCAAUGGUUCCUCACUCUCUUCUGUCAUUGCCUGCCCCAAGAGGCUGUCCUCCGUGUCUGGGAUCUGAUAUUUCUCGAGGGGGACGAGAUAUUGCUAAGAACCGCGCUCGCCAUAUGGGAAGGACUCUCCGAUCGUAUCAUGACGGUCACAUCGGCGGACGAGUUUUACAGCAUAAUGGGAGUGUUGACGAGAGAGAUGCUCGAGUUCACGGAUACCAACAAUCUCAUAAAGAACAUCGUCAGUAUGGGAGCUCUGCACGGCGUGACAGGAUUGAGGGAGAAGCACAGAUACAAUAUCACGCCUUGGGCGAGGAAACUUAGCGACGACGACGACAGCGAUACCGAGGAGGACGAAAGGUUGGCCGUGGCCGCUGCCAUGUUCAGCAUGGCGCAACGGUUGAAGAAAGAUCGUAUACCGCAAACGCUCGGAGCGCUGCAGGCCAUGGCACCCAGCAGCGAUCGAGAACGACUCGCUUUGGAUAUUAGCACGUUGAAACAGCAAUACGCCAAGCUGCGUGAACGGCAACGACAGGCCCAUAUCAUACUUUCGGCUGCAUGUGCAAGGCAGACCAUGGUACCACCUCCUACUUCUCAGGCCAUGAAUCAUCUUUUAGUGGGCAAAAGUGCGCUCGUGAGUGGGAAGAAUCGUCCCUUGACUUUAUCUUCUGGCGCUGCGUCGACCAAGACGAGACCUACGAGUUUAAAUCAAAACCGAAGGGAUAAACAGGGUGUCACGCUUCAUUGGAAGGACACGAAAAAACCCAAGCAGAAACCUUCCAACGCAUCAGAACCGGUCGAAAGCAAAGUUGUCACGCCACAAUCCACGGAAUCCGACCUAUCUCCAAAGCACAGCAACGUUGACAGCGACAGCGACAGUACGUCGACGGAAUUGUGCGACGAGCCAGAUCGUUUGAGCGACGUUGACAGCGAGGAUCUGACCUCAGCAUCCGAAUCCUAUACCGUUGGAACGGACGAGGAGAAGAGCUCUCGAAUGGAUGGUUCGCCGAUCCCCGAGAAGGGAUCCUCGCUCGAUCCUCGUCCGUUCCUCGAGGAGGGAGACGAGCCGCCAAUCGACAAGACAGACGGUUCGAAAGAAGAUUCGAAAAUUUGCGAGGAGGGUUUGGCCGACAUGUCGAUCGCCAAGAUUACCGAUCAAAUAAGACGGUUAUCGGCAGAGGAUGACAAUAAUUCCAUGGUUCCUCAAAUGUUCAAUAGCGCGCAGGGCAAAGAAUCGUCUGACGAGCAAUCGAAAGAACUGGACGCGAAGAAAUCGGCGCCUGACCUGUCCGCGGAUAUCUACACUUCCGACACUUCAGCAACAAGAAAAUCGUCGGUUUUGAACGACUACGAUUAUUCCAAUUUCUCGGCUGGCACCCCGAUCACUUCGAAGCAGGAUGACGUACGCAAAUCUAAACGGACAAUGGAUCCGGAGAUUGUCGAUCGAAACGAAAUUACGACCAAGAUCGAGAAAGAUCGAAUCGAGGACAGAAUCGUUGCGAACGCGAGCGUAAUUGAACACGAUUGUUCGAGCGUGUAUUCGGAUUAUUCGAUGGAUAAGUACGAUAAAAUUCCAGACAAAUCGUCGACCCUCGAUCUGGCAACGAUCGAGAACGAAAUUAAAUCGGACCGUUUCAAACCAUCCUACGAUUUCUCGAGCAGAAUGUCGUUGGAAUUGGAACCGUAUAAAACCGGUUUAAUCAUCGAUGACACUUCGAGUGAGAUCUCGGCGAAUAAAACGGAGAAUAAAACAGGUCUCUAUGGCAACACUUACGUCGGUCAUCUGCCCAUCUCUCCGAUCACGGUCGAUCAAAAGUUGAACAGAAUAACACCGACCAAACACGAGACUCGCAGCAUCGUCGGAUCGAUUCCCGACCAACCGGCGGCCAAGACGAAACACCUGGAAACAUCUCCCAUCGAGAGAACGCACACCGUUGGCUCAACUUCGUUGGAGACCUCGUUGGAGACCUCGUUGGAGAAGAUGGUAUCGUACGAUCGCAUCCAGAUACAAUCCGACCAGACGAAGACGUACGCUGUGGAUCUGGCGAGGAGUCCCGCCAAGACACCCGAGAGCAACAAAUCGUUCAGCUCGGGCGAAACGAUGGGGCCCGACUCGAAACCAUCGAGUUUGACCGUUAGCCCAAGAAGCCCGGUCGGAUCGGACUCUCGAGAUUUUUCCAUGGACAAAUCGGUGUGCUCGUCGGUCAGUUCCGACUCGAAAACGUUGGUGCUUCGCUCCGUCGACUCCGACGGGACGAAGGACAGCGGGUGCAGGACGGAGACGAGGAAAAUGUACGAGAUGUCCAGCUCGACGACACCUGUCAGCAUGGAGGACUCGUUGAGGAACAACAAGUCCAUCGAGGCGAGCCCGGCGAAGCUGGUCGUGAGCAGUUCCAGCGAGUCGUGCAGCCCGAGCAAGCUAAAGUCUUCCGAGAGGUCGUUCAGUUCGGACCUACAAUCGCCAAUAAGUGCCAACUCGAUAAAGUAUACCUCGAAUUUCGCUAGACGGGGCCAAGACGACGUGUCGGCCUCGCCCAUGGAUCUCAGCUGCGCCACCUCGCCCUUCUACCCGAUCUCCAAUCCGAAUCAAAAGACCCCGACCUCGCCUUACAGCGUGUCCAGGCGGAGGUGCAGCUUGGACAGCAGCGAGACCUCGCCCGAGCAGAAGUCCAGGGACAGCUCGAGGGAGUCGAGCAAGUUCCUAGGUUCCUGCUAUCAGACCAAAUUCGACUCGUUGAAAUUGUCGUCCGAGAUCCUCGACAACGAGACGAUAGAUGACACGGCGGGGUCACGAAAGGGGGAGAGCUACGCCAGAUCGGCGGAGUUGAGGAUGCGCGAGGAUGCAUCGGCUACGAGCUUGACGGACAGAAGGAAAGAAAGCGACGAGCGCGUCAAGUAUUAUCAAACGACGGCGACGAGCACCGAUUAUUACGGAAAGGAAAAGGACGCGUACGAGGAUGGAGGGGACGAUCCUCUGUCGGAGAAGGACGUGGUUCCCUCUUUGCCCCAGGAGAAAGCGUUGGACAAGCGUUACUUCAACUAUCGUUACAGGGACCGAUCGAAAUUGUUGGAAAGAAGUUCGAGCAGUUUGGACAGCAGGAGAUACGCCGACAUGAAAUCGUCGGCAUCCGCGGACGAGUUCACGACCACGAUCGCGAAGAAGAGGUCGAGCGACAUUUUGGAGGAUAUCAAGCAUCUGGAGGCGAAGGCGAACGACGGGAUGUCGGAGAGCGGGAUGCUGACGAGGAAGACCGGCUACAUCUGGGAGGAUAUAAAGAGUUUGGAAGCGAGAAGGCAGGAUACGUUCAGUAAUUCAGCGAGAAAUUUCUCCAAGCAUCGUCUGGGUACGAUACCCGACAUCAACGUGACUGGCGAGGGUAGAAAGUCGUACGUGGUGCAUCCGAGGAUCAACAUCGACGAGAACAGCGACAGCAUAUUGAAAAGCGUGAGCUGCGGCAAGAGCAACGACGCCGACGACGGAAGGGAGUCCAAGCUGGGCGUGUGGACCAAGGUGAAACCGCGCAAGAAGAGCGAGAACGGGCGAAGGAACAGCGACAGGGCGUUGAAGAUCAUUCAAGAGAACUCGGCUAUACUUCAGAAAAUUCUCGCUUGCCAAGCGAAGAAACGUUUGCCGGAUCUCGAAGAGAUCUCGAAAGAGAUCACCAUCAGCCCGAUAAACGAGGAAAUCUCCAAGAUAUUCAGCCCGAUAUUGGAGAAGAUGGGAUUGAACGAGCACGAGAUCAACGAGGAAUUGGCGCGGAUCAAUUUCAAGGACUUGGACAACAUGACCGCCACGAGCGUGUCCGAGUUCGACGCGAAGAUCAACGAGGAGUUGUCCAAACUCUCGCUGAUCGACGAAACGGAACAGAUGGAUCACUUCGACGUGGACGAGGCGAUAUCCCACGAAUACCUCGACACCAGGGAGGCUUUGAUCGAUCGCAAGAUAAACGAGGAGUUGUCGAAAUUGUUGGCCAACUACGACGAUCGUUCACCGGCGAGUAUGGUGACGCUGGACAAAGGGCCGUCCAGUCAAAACACGAGCGAGAUCGAGGGGCUUGAUCUUUCCAGCAUCUCGACCAACGUCUUCUCAUAUAAAUCGUCCAACGAUUCGAUCGACGCGAGAAGCGACUUGCCCUCGACCCAGGAACCCUCGAUACCAUCGUCGGUCGUCGACAAGUAUUCCAAAUACACGGAAAACGUAUUACCGUACACGGUAUCGAAAUACCAGGUGGACGACUCGUCGCCCAAGAGCGACAUAGACAUCUACAGAGAGUUGGAGAAGCUGGAUAAAAUCUCGUCCGCGCAAGUGUUACCGGAUCCUAGCCUGGACCUUCCACCCCAAAAGGAAUUGUCUUCGAUACCGUACGUCCCCAACAAAUCUCCUUUCGCUGACGUGCCAUCGUUGAGGUACACCAAACCGGUUCAAUACAUGGACACCUCGCCCCUCAACACCUCUUACGACCCUUACAACACGUUCGACUAUAAGGCCAACUUGUCGCCCAACAAACACUCCGUCUCUAACCCGUUCGCGACGACGGGCUCGUACGAGAAGCCGCCCGUCGUCGAAACGUCAGCGUUCGAGUACAUCAACCAUAAACCGGAGAUAUCGAUCAACGCGUACGACCUGCACCUCAAGAGUCCGAUCAUGACCAAAGAGUCGUUGGAAUUUCGCGUGAGAUACGACGACGAGCCGACCAGACAAGUUGGCGCCGAUUCCUUCGCCUCCCUUCAAUCUUCAGACGUUAGAUCCAUCUCCAAUAAAUCUCCUUACUUCAGCAACGGAAACACGGAACCGUUGACGCCCACCAAGUACCAAGUUUCGAAAGAGGAGAGAUGCCCGAAAGACGCGACUACCACCGCUCCUCCCUCCUCGUUCCUACACGAGUCCUACGCGAGCGAAUCCUCGAACACGCUUCGCCGCAAAUACGACCCGUUGUCCCCCAAGGAAUAUUCCCACGCAAAGAGCACCGACUACGAGCACAGACACUUGAGCAGCACGUUGCCCUCUCUGGACACGGGGGCCGACUCGUCGGAAUCUUACUUACCGACGAGGGUGGCGCACACCAGGGAUUACCACAGCCUGUCUCCGAAUCGUCAAUUCGCCGACAAGCAUUUCUCCUCGACCGUCAAUCACUACGCCUCCAAACUUUCGCCGAGUUUGUUAACCGACGAGUCGAAACGGCCCGUCUCUCAUCCGGAAUUCCCCGGCAAGAUGAACGUUGGAAAGUAUCCCGAGCUGCCCGACCGGGGUCCAACCGGUUACAAGAAAUCGUCUCUGAGCCUGGGCAACAUAGGGCACUCGAGCAAAGACGAGAGCAAUUACAAUAACGCCAUGACCAGCCCCAAGACGCAGUUCAGCCCGUUCCCCGUUAGAAACGCUCCUAGAAAGCCCAAAGAGCUUACCCUCAAAUUGGGCCUGUACUCGCCCAAGAGCUCCGAUCUGGGACAAUUGAAGAGAUCUUAGUGCACGAGGAUAAUUAUCGCUUGUCAUUUCUUCUGUUACCUUCCUCGCACGAUCGAUGAACGAUUGUUUGUUUCCUUGUUGAAUCCUGUCCUGUGAGAAACUGUGGUCGACCACGAUUGCUAUAUCGAAGCGGGCCUAAAAAUGAUCCUUUUGCUGUGACUCACGUUGCCAACGGCCGAAUUUACACGCGUUUACGAAAUUUAAUGCACGCAUAUCGAUCGUAGAAAUUGCGGGCGCUUGCCUUCGUCCGACGCAUACACAAACGUACGAAUAUUGAUGGAGAAAUACUCGCAAACGUUUUAAAUCGCCUACGCUUCUAAGCGCGAUGUACCGACGAUAAAGAGACGAUGCGUCAUCAGAAGGAACAGGUAUCCCGACACGAAAGAACAUCGUUGAACAUCGUUGACCUAUCCAUCAUCUAUCAAUCGCGUAUUCAACCUCCUUUAACGUUAUGUAAUCGUGUAAAUCGUUUUCCCCCGGAUGUUUAUAGUUUACGAACGUUGAUCAAUUACACAGACGAGUUUUUUUACCGAGUUCUGCUUCAUACAGCUUGACACAAACACACAUACACACACAGAAGAAAUCUCUCCCGUAGAGAACAAAUAGUGAUAAAGAGAGAAAGUAUGAAAGAGAGAGAGAGAGAAGAAUGCGUGAGAGACAAGAAUGGAGAGAAAGCUUAAAUGGAAUAACGUAGAAAUCCUUGGCGAAAACGUUUACCCGUGCGAUUUCUAAUGCGAUUGCCUUCAAUCUCCCUCCAAUCACUCAGAGAGAGAAAAAGAAAAAAGAAAAAAAAACCUCGUUAUCGCGUCUCGAUUAUUCGGUAAAUUUGCGAUAAGUAGUCCGUGGAAGCGCACCAAGCUUACUGGAAAAGAGAAGAGAGAGAGUGAAAGAGAGAGUGAGAGAGAAAGAAGAAGAAGGAAAGAGGGAAACGUUAAGAAAAUGCCUUCCAUUCCUUCGAACGCGAUUCGCAUUACCACGGUGUAAUCUCUCUCGCGUGCGAUCGUAAAUCAUCCCCACUGAUCGCCAAGAUCGCCGUGGUAACGUGAAAUUUCCUUCGAACAGAUACAAUAUAUAUAAACGCAUAUAUAUAUAUCCAGAGAUUGUAUAAAAUUAUAGAAAUUGUUACGACGAAGUCGCGAUGUAGAGCUUAAUUUGUCCGUACGUUUUUCCGCAUAAGGAACCCUAGUCAUGCAGUGAAGGGGGGGGCGUAUCGUUUGAACUAAGGAUCAAGCACCAUUAUUCGGGGGCUGGAGACACGAAAGGGGCAGAAAAACAAAUUGUACAUAAUUAUAUAGACGUUAAUUGUACAUUGUUGAAGCGAAAGAAGGGGGAUGAAACAAGGGAGAAAGGAGAGAACUUGAGAGAGAGAGAGAGAGAUCUUUUUAUAUAAAAUAAAAGUAGUAUUUUUUUAGAUGUUUCUAAUACGAGGAGAUACUCGUACCUUCAACAUUAUCGAUGAACGCGUACGAUAACAAUAACUGGAAAUGCUUGUCGCGAGAACAUCGUUCUUCUUGCAAAAUUAUUCGUUCGUUCUGAACUGCGAAGAAGGCACAAUCUCUUUGUUUCGAAAAAAAGAAAAAGAAAAAGAAAAAAAAAAAAAGAAAAAAAAAAUUUAAAAUAUGGUCUAUAAGGGAAUUAUUAACGGAGAUAUUUUUAAUUGAAUUAUUAUUAAUUAAGUUACUUUUUAUAUACUACGUAUAUCUUUUAAGCUAUGUAUAUCUUUUAUAAUAUCUAUCUAUACACAUUAUGUAUAAUCUAUUAAGGAUAACACGAAUCUUGUUAAACUCUCGAUUCAUAUUUUAUAAAGUUUCGUUCUAUUGUAACUUGAACGAUGGUUUAAUAAUCGAUAAUAAUCAAGAAAUUCGGAGUUCGGAGUCGUCACAGGGUCGUCGGGACGUGUGACACGUGUGGCGGGAGGGAGGGGAAAUCUCGAAUCUCUCGUACAAGCGAAAUUAAACGAAAUAAUUCCGCGGAAAGAGUAUUAUAUAGAGCAGAUAACCUGCAAUUUAUUUUCAUCGGCUUGCAUACAUAGAGAUAUAUAGAUGUCGGUCUGUCGAUCAUUACGUCCAAUUUAAUCACCCGAUGGCAGGUAGAUUCGUCAAUUCGCGAAAAUCGGUCGGCGUGAAGAUUUUUAUACGCGCCGUUUAAACUCUCGAGUGGAAUAAAAAAAAAAUAAAAAAAAAAAAAUAGUUCAAUAACCGAGUUAACCCAGAAGAGAGCAGAAGCGAGGAGAGAUCGUCGACAAAAACAAAAAUUGUUUCCAAGUAGCUGCGUUAAUGUGCCUCUACGAUCAUCCGCGUCUAACGAUUAAAUUAACAACGACGUAUCGAGAUUUUUGGACGGAAGAAAAAUUGGAGGAAAGAAGGAGGACAAGAAUUUUUGCGCGAUGGAAAGAACCAAAGAUAAAUAUCGGUUGUUGUGUCCUUGUCUCUCUGUACAUCGGUUAUGAUAUAUACAUAUAAGGGAAAAAAAAGGAGAAAAAAAAGAAAAAAAAAAAAAAAAAAAAGAAAAAAAAUCUCGCUUCUAGAACAAAAUUUUUAUGCGUGUUAUGAACUAGCUUCUAGGGACAAUUCCACGCUGACUCAACUACGCGGAAAAGAGAAUGAUUUUGCGAUUAAUUGAAAUAUACACGUGGAUCAUCGCACGCGAAGCUUUGCGCCAAAUUUUGCACUCGAUUAAAAAAAAUAAUGCGUAAACCUUCUCUCUCGCGUAAUGAAAUCUCUCGUGUCGUACGAGUUUGCAUCGUUUGCACGAUAUUUAGAUCCGAUGUGGACCGACCGAUGUGCGAUUUUGUUGCGAUUUCGUAAUUGCGCCAUCCGUCAGAUUUGUGAUCGCCGCCUGUUUCACCGUUCAACUACUACUACUACUACACGUAUUCGUAACGUAUUUAACGGAAUAUCGAGGAUGAAUAUAUUUAUAUAUUUUAAAUAACAAAAGUGAGACAACAGAAGUAAUAAUUAAUUAGAAAUAAUUACGAGCACAAAAUAUAUAUUAUAUUUGAAAUGAUAAUAUAUAUUUAAAAAAGAAUGCAGCUCUGUUGUAACUAAAGUAACAAAAUAAUUCUAUUAAAUUUACAUUAACCAUCCGCGUAUUUGCCGUCACGUUAUCGCUAAUAAACGCCUCGUUGUUAACAUAUGCAUGGCAUACGAUUAUCGCUUGAUGAGCAAAAUAUUCGUGUCAUUAUCGAGAGAGAGAAAGAGAAAGAGAGAGAGAGAGAGAGUACUGAUACCGUGCUAUUAUCGUUAAAUGGACACGUUUCUAUUAAAAUGCGCGAACAAUGCUCCGAUGCUUUUCACGUUGUGUACACUAUCAGAACAGGCGACGACUUUUACAUUUCUAAUUAAUCGUUUCGAUCGCGUCAUUAUCACCAUAUAUAUACAUAUAUACGUAUAAUUUUCAACCAUUGAAAAUACAAAUCUGUAAUAGAAAUCUGUUUCAGUUACCGUAUGCUAUAAUUACAUAUAUAUAUAUAUACAUAUGUAUUAUCGAAAUCGUAAUAACGUCGCAUUUCUAGUUCGCAUCGAGUUUCAAAUUACGAUAUUUUCACGACCACAACGGGGACGAAAACGAGGAAUCGCCGCCUAUAUGUAUAUAUAUAUAUAUAUAUAUAUAUAUAUAUAUAUAUAUAGAGAGAGAGAGAUAUAACCGUCACGUUCUUCCGGUGACGAGCAGCCAAAUCCGCUAGUGAACCGAAUCGAUAGCGAUUCGGAAAGCCACUGCGAGGAAUAGAAAGUAUUCGUAAAAAGGUGCUUUAACGAGAGGGCGUUUUUCGUUUUUAUUCGGGGCGUUAGAUGAAACCAAAGGUAAAGAAAAAAAAAAAAAAGAAGAAAAAAAACUAUCUAGAAACUUAGUAAACUCGGUUAACGAGUCUCGGUUCGAAGAUCAAUUAGUGCGUCAUCGUGGAAUGAUAGUCGUUCUCGAAAGGCGGAAAGGAAAUAGGCGUCGUCGUUUCGUUCUCGUUUUUCAAUUUUCGAUUUGACACUCGGUUCACUUCGUUUGUGACAACGUUUCCCGGAUAUAUCAUAUCGUUGAUCCGACAAUAUGACACGCGUUCCCUUUUAUUCAUUUUCUAAGGUUAUUUGUCAACAGCGCGGAAGCAUUUUUUAACGUACAUAUUAAAACACGAAAUUAUCGUAUUAUUACAUAUAUAUAUAUAUACAUACAUACGUAUACAUAUGUAUUACAGAGUGAUCGAAGUUUUUUCUACGCAGGUAAUCGAAGAGAAAAUUAGUUGAAGGGGGAAGGGGGAGUAGAAGAAGAAAAGAGGAUGCAUUUUAGAGAGAUGUCGCCUUCGUGUGACGAUCGUCGCGAACCGUGAUGCGAGGGCACGCGAAUCCUAUUAGAAAAAAAAGAAAAAAAAAAGAAAAAA
Messenger RNA from Apis mellifera (honey bee), 14716 nucleotides. RefSeq lists its product as uncharacterized. Gene Ontology annotation, cellular component: endoplasmic reticulum. The transcript has 10 exons. The coding region runs from base 4150 to 10347 and encodes 2065 amino acids. Lineage: Eukaryota; Metazoa; Arthropoda; Insecta; Hymenoptera; Apidae. The record is from RefSeq and is a predicted model, not a curated record.